AUGUCAGAGGAGCCGGUGAACCCCAAGAGCCUCAUGCCCACCGAGUGGAAGUCCCUGUGGAAGACAGCGGAGGAGCGGCGCAUGUCCGACCUCACUCGGGUGCUGGAGUGGCUGGAGCGCAGGCAGGGGAGGAGGAAGCAGACUCUGCAGAAACAAAAGAACAAGAAGGAGACGUCCCCCAAAGCAGGUGGGAAGGAACAGAAGAAGGGCAAAGGCAUCUCGAGACAAAAGGGAGGCUCUAACUUCUCCUCUCCCUCCAAGACCUCGAGGCAAAACUCCAAGAGGGAGGAGAGCUCUGUGGCCACCCGAAGACUCUUCAGUGUAGACCAGAAGGGAAGACAUCUCAGCACCGUGUCUGGCACCUUCUCCAAGGACAAUGCCAGGAAAUCUGACUUAGACAUCAAGGACAACAUCUCCCUGGAGUCCACCCAGCGGCAAAACCCAUUCCGUCGGCAGAGCAGCGUCUUGGACCCCAUGUUACAGGAGAGCAUCUUUAACAACCGAAGGAUGUCCAUCAUAAGAGACUGGACGAGCAAGACCCCUGACUCCACUUACGAACGCAAGCUCAAGAGUCUCAUGGAAAAGGGCAAUGAGCCCAAGGUGGAGUCCAUGAGAAUGCUGAAGCCGGAGGAGGUGCUGAGCUGCAGGUACCUGAGGUUGUCCAAGAACAACAUCCGGACCUUGCUGAAGCUGUGCCGAGACGCAGGGCUGAACGUGGACAUCCACCCCCACAUGGUGGAAGGGGAGAUAGACACGAGGAAGGUCUUCACCCGGACCACCAGCAUAGCUCUCUGA
Lepus europaeus (European hare) is the source of this 795-nucleotide messenger RNA. RefSeq names its product chromosome 19 C16orf78 homolog (gene C19H16orf78). The coding region runs from base 1 to 795 and encodes 264 amino acids. Lineage: Eukaryota; Metazoa; Chordata; Mammalia; Lagomorpha; Leporidae. The record is from RefSeq and is a predicted model, not a curated record. The transcript has 5 exons.